This is a messenger RNA of Trichomonas vaginalis G3, 1290 nucleotides long. RefSeq names its product ribonuclease inhibitor domain-containing protein. Bases 1 to 1290 code for a protein of 429 amino acids. NCBI's taxonomy places the organism in Eukaryota, Parabasalia, Trichomonadida, Trichomonadidae. The record is from RefSeq and is a predicted model, not a curated record. The transcript has a single exon.
AUGGAAAUUGAAAAAAUAAGCGAUAACGAAUAUCACAUAUCAGGCAGUGUAUUGUAUAGUGUAUUUUCAGGUAAUUCUUCUCUUCAGGUUGUUCAACUAUUAGGCUCUUUUUCAAGAUUUCCUUCGUAUUGCUUUGCGAAAUGCCAAAAUCUUAGAGAAAUACAAUUCAAUCCAGAAAUCACAUCUAUUGGAGACUAUUCAUUCUAUCUAUGCGAUAAUCUUGCCACAAUCAAUUUCCCAAUUGAUUUAAAAACCAUCGGAAAUCAUGCAUUUGAACAAUGCACAAAUUUACAAACACUGCAGUUACCAAAUACAAUAUCAAUUCUAGGAGAUAAUUCUUUUUCGGGCUGCGCACAUCUUACAAUUAUUAAUUUAAGCUCGGAUUCAAUUAUUAUUGGAUCUAGUGCAUUUUCUUCAUAUACAGAACUUAAUACAGUUAACGUUCAUGGCAGUUUUUCCGAAAUUGGAGAAUAUGCUUUUAAUACUUGUCACAAAAUUCAAUUUUUUAAUAUCACAGGUGAUCUUACAACAAUUUCAUCAUAUUCUUUUCAAUCCUGCACUGCAUUAAAGAAUGUUAACAUUAGUUCUUCGGUUACAAAAAUUGGAGACUUCGCAUUUAGUUCAUGCAAUUCAUUGGAAUCAAUUACAUUACCAGACACAAUAAAUUUUAUCGGAAAAGAUGCAUUUUCCAGCUGUACUUCCUUGAAAACUUUUAAAAUCCCAAGAGAUUUAACAAUAAUUCCAGAAAAUUUAUGCCUUUCUUGUGAUGGGCUCCACGAAGUAAUAGUAAAUAGUAAUGGUAUCUUAUACGAAUCCAAUUGCUUCGGAAGUUGUCAUAAUUUGAAGAGUAUUACUUUCGAAUCUCAAAAUAUUUGUGAUUUAAUUAUUGACGGCGCCUUCAUUGAUACACCAUUAGAAACAAUUACAAUUACAAAUAAAAAUGUAACGAUCCUAAGUAAUUCCUUUGGCUCAUCAAUAUAUACAUCAUUAACAAAUGUUGAUAUAUCAGACGGAUAUGCAUUAAUUUUUAUUGAUGGAUUCGAUGGAUUCAAUGGAGAUGAUUCAACUUUAAGAAUAGAUUGCAAAAAUGUAACAUUGAAGAGUUCAAAUAAUUUUCAACAAACUUUCAAAAGCAUUGAUAUUACAUCAUUUGAUUCUAUAGUUAUUUAUAAUAAUACUUUUUCAGGCGCAACUGAGUUAUCUACGAUUAAUUUAGAUGGAAAAACUGUAGAGAUUAAUGGAGGUGCUUUUUCAAAUUGCAUGAAUUUAGGAAGUAUUUAUAUACGGUGA